CUGGUAUCUGCCUUUGCAGCGACGCAUCAACAGUAACAUGGCUGUAAAGAUCUCAGACCACAGUGGACAUGAAGUUGAACACGGGCGGAGGAGACUGUCCACUGGUGUACGCCUGCAUUAUUACACAGCAGGCUCGGGACCAGCGCUACUUUUGCAGCAUGGCAUACCCAAAACAUCCUACUACUGGCGAAAAGUCGUACCGCGUCUGACUAAGGACUUCACUGUCGUUGUUCCAGAUAUGAGAGGCAUUGGUGACUCAACUCAUCCGGAUUCAGGUUAUGAUAUGCCCACCGUGGCUGAUGACAUUGCCGAAUUGAUGAAACAGCUGGGCCAUGAAAAGUUUCAUAUUAUUGGUGAAGACUGGGGGGCGGCAGCGGCCUAUCAGGUUGCUGUUCGACAUUCGACGAGAGUUUUGAGCCUAGUAUUUCAGGAAAUGCUGCUCCCAGGCUUGGGUCUGGAGGAAUGGGCAACAUUUGACUCUUCGAGGCCAGAAACACAUCUGUGGCAUGUUGCAUUUUAUCACGUACGGGAUGUUCCUGAAUUGUUGAUAACUGGAAGGGAGAGGGAGUACUUUACCUGGUUUAUCAAGAAUGAGGCACAUGAUCCAACAUCGAUCGAUGAUGAUGCUAUUGAAGAAUAUGUCAGAAGUGCAUCGCAGCCUGGUGGAGUGAGAAGCAUCUGUGCUAUUUACCGAGCCACGGAGAGAAACGUGCAGGCAAAUAAGGACUCUGCCAGAUCAAAGCUUCAACUGCCUGUACUCGCCAUCGGCAGCAAGGACUUUAUCGGCCAGGAGGUCGAGAAGCAGAUGAUGAAUGUUGCCAGUAAUGUUCAAUACCAAGAGCUCAAGUAUGGGCACCAGCUUGCAGAAGAAUGUCCGGACAAGCUAUCCGACAUCUACCUAGACUUCCUUAAGUCUCUGUGAGUUUAGUUUAUCAGUGUUGGUAUCAUGUUGGUGCCACAAGGUUGAGAAGCGUGACGGAAAAGUAUCAUGGCGGGAAUGUAAAAAGGUCAAGGAGCUAAGCAGCCUCAGUACUGAAUCGCACGCAUGAUUCGCGUAAAGAGGGAGAUAAUCUUUCUGGGUCUCCUUGAGCGUUGAACCGUUAUACAAUAGUAUAUCUAGUUGUGGAUGCAAAAGCUAAUAGUAUGGUUCCCCUCGCUCCUACGCUAAUACCGCCAGACUUUCUCAAAG
Messenger RNA from Exophiala mesophila, 1189 nucleotides. RefSeq lists its product as uncharacterized. Gene Ontology annotation, molecular function: hydrolase activity. The transcript is spliced from 3 exons. Lineage: Eukaryota; Fungi; Ascomycota; Eurotiomycetes; Chaetothyriales; Herpotrichiellaceae. The record is from RefSeq and is a predicted model, not a curated record. Bases 38 to 922 code for a protein of 294 amino acids.